Molecule: messenger RNA, 4680 nt
Organism: Pieris brassicae (large cabbage white)
Lineage: Eukaryota; Metazoa; Arthropoda; Insecta; Lepidoptera; Pieridae
Exons: 22
Coding region: 266-3565 (1099 amino acids)
Source: RefSeq, a predicted model, not a curated record
CCGCUUUCCACGGUGCGCGCGCGUUGCACAUAACGGGUCGACCUAACCGUGCGCGGACGCUUUUCUCGCAUCACGAUCGCGUGUGUUUUGUGCUAACGUUGCGUGUAUGUGUUCGAUAUAAGAUUUUAAUACUGUGCACCGCUGACUGCAGAUUAUAUACGGAUUGGAAAUAAGACUAGAGACGUGGGGUCGCACGUUGCUGAUGCUCCAAAAACGCCGUUGGAUGAACCUAUUUUUAUAACAAUGAUGAGUCGGUCGGAGUAGCAUGGGCCAAGCGGGUAGCCAGCCGGUCGCGGAAAUUCCGCGCCGCGCACAUACCCUGCCGCACGAGCCACUCAGACACGCACCCAAGGUGCUGCCAGCACUAGCAGAGUCGCCGCGGCUGCGCAUCACAAACAAUGGUGCUAUACUUCACUCUGGAGGCACCAUCAGUGGCCGCCGACCCUCUUCCAUGGUUCCCGAAGUGACAAGGACGUCAUAUGGACAUGUGCAUUCCAAUGUCUAUCGGUCGCGUUCAGCUGGCGGAGCAGAAUGCGAGCAAAGAUUUGAACGUGACCAUCUACAUCGGUCACACACCAAUCUUGACAUGAGGCAUAGUGACUCAAGCAGUUUGAACAAACGGUUUGGAUCAGAGCCAGACCUUCGAAUCGAGGAAGACCAAAAACCUCGUAGUAACAAACACUUUCGGAAGAAAUACAGGGCGCCCCAACCACCAGCUAACCAUCGCCGAGAAGGCUCCUCACCAGACUCAACCGAAAGACAAUCAAAAGCUGAACCACAAAAGAAACUACGGCUAUUCAGGACGAGAAAUGAAACUAAAAAACUAAACCCAUUGAAGCUAGAAACGCAACCGGCCUAUAGAAGUACAUAUACAGACUUUAAGUCCCUGGACUUCCACGACGCGUCUUUCGAAAGACGUUAUAGAUCCCCGUGCAAAGACAAAGACCAUUUGAAAUAUCCAGACAAUAUAGAUAUGCUACAAAGCACAACUUCUUUGAAGAGAGAAGAAAGAUUGUUGCAAGGAAGACAAGAUUAUCGAAAUAAAACAGAUCAAAUGAGUGGAUGCAGAGCUAAAACUACAAAACCAAAUGAAAAUGAUGAAGCUUGGAAGACACCACUGCUUAACAGAAAUUUCAGGCGCUCAGAAAGAUUCAGCAAAGACCUCGAAAUACCACCGCUUCGCAGAGAAAAAACAUUCGAUAACACACUCAAAAUCAGUGAAAAUGAAUCUCCAAAAACUACUCACGAAAGUAGGAUGAAAUCAAUUGGAGAGCAAAUAAAAACAAUAGAGCCUUUGAGAAAAUCUCUUCCUUCAUUACUGGGCAACAGUAAUGACGAAAAAGAUGAAUUUCAAACAGAACUCAAAAAGGCGACGAAUAGAAUAAGAAACGAAUUAGUUAAUAAAAAUAAUGUAAGUACCAAAACUAGUCAGAAUGAUAGAACGAAAACCCCAACGAAACCACAAGUCAAAGAGUCUAAUCUUAGCACAAAAGAUUCGAAACCAUUGAAUAAUGUUAGACGACCACUAGGUCGGAUUAAUGAGAUUAAAACUAAAGCAGCUCAAGAUAAAGUGGAAGCAAAGAAAUUUAAAAGCGAUGUAAAAGAAAACGUUAAAUUACCAGAUAGAGGACAAGCUUCAGGGAAAGAGUCUACUCCAGAGCAUUCGCCUAUCAGAAGGAAAGGAGUUCAGACGAAAGAUAAACAGAAGGCACCAUCGAAACAAUUUUAUUUUGGAAUGUUAGAGACACCACUAACCGAAACACAAGACAAUCUAAAAGACUUCCCCGGUCUCGGAACUCCCAUAAUUGAGGAGCUUAGCAAUUUCCAUUUAAUUGAAAAGAAGCUACUGGGAUACCACGAAGAAGAUGAAUUGGAGAAGUUUAAUAAAAAGUUCAGGAAAAGCUGCAAGAAAAAUCUAUCAUCGGAAUCGGCGCUUUCAUCGGAUGAAGGAUCUGACGGGUCUAUGGGAAUCGCGGUUAGACUGCGGCCUACUUUACCCAGGAGGAUAUUGAGUCCACCUCGCUUUUCACCAACCUCUGCUUGGAGGCAACUUGCUACGUUGGAUGCUCAUCUUGCUGAAAAUAAACCACUAGCAGUUGAGACAAAGCUGUCUUCGGAUAUAUCUGGUGAAUCUUCUCCACGAUCAGAUCAGUCCGGGGAUAAGUCCGGAGAUUCAGGGAUAUCUGGGGACCACGUGCAUAGUGAUAACAGGAUCGAGUCUCCUUCAAGACAGAACGCUCAAACAGAAACCGCAUUGCCGGAAACUUGGACGCCGCUACAGGACUUGGGGGACAGUAGCUCUGAGGGUGCUAGUGGAGCUCUGCAUCACGCGCCUGUGGCCACCUUUUCUCCAGGACAGCCAUUCAGUCUCUCACUACCAAGAGAUAAUGAAAAAGGAAAGCCGAUACAGCAAGGCUUCAACAGUCUUCAGAAAUUUAGGAAAUCUGUGUCAGGUGCGCUUGGGGCAGCUCUGGGCUCCAGAAAGUUCGAUUUGGAACAUGAACCUAUGUUGACGGAACCAGAGCAAAAUUGGUUCUUGAGCAAAUCGGCACCGAAUUCCUUGAGUAACCCAAUGCUUUUGCAGCCGUUGAGGGUGAAAAGUGAAGAGAUUAAAGAUGAGUCGAUGAUUAAGGAUAAGGAUGACAUGAGUCCAUGGCAAGGUGGGAGUUCAUAUCUGCCAUGGGCUGGUCACGUGAUGUAUCUUCCUCCAGCACCUGACCAGCCAAUGUCAAUGAUUCCAACUGACAGACCAGUGAGGAGCAAAUCAAGUGGAUGCCUCGAAACUGCUGCGAGAGCUGCGCGUGCAGCUUUAGCUGGGGAAAUGAGAGAGAGGGAGCGGUCUGCCUCACCAGGGGUCGCUAGAGCCGUUCCCGCUAGAGUCGAACCUGUUACCCGAACGAACCCGUCACGCAGUAAGCGGUUCACGUUUCAGUCAACAGUGCGACAGCUCGAGCGGCGACGACUCGCGGAAAAACUGUCCAAGGAAGCAGAUUUGAAAGAGCAACAAAGGAAAACUGAGCUGGAAGCCAUGAGGAGGGUAGAAGAAGAGUUUCAGCGCAAACGUGCCAGAGAGAAGGCAAAUAUACGCCAACAGCUGCGACUUGUAAGCAGCGGUGCUAGUAGCAUGCCUCAUUCCCACCACAAUACACGUGACGAGCCAGACGGCUCCUGCCGAGAUUCACCAGACCGCACGAAAGACAGACAGAAGAACAGCAAUGGCUCCGAGAUCAGUGGACGCAGCAAAAGUUCCACACCGAUCCGAAACGUUGAGAUGUCAGAAUGGCGCAAUGAUAAUGGCGCACGUGUGUACCGCGAUUGGUGCGGCGCGUUCGCAACUCACGCGCAUCCGCCCGCUUGCGCCCGUAUGCAUAUGGCGACACAGAAUCACGGUGUGGAGGGCUCUACGUUUUCCGGUAGUCCCCGUUCAGACAAUUACCGCCUAGAGUUCGCCCGUGGCGUCCCAUCACCACGUACACCGCGCCCGCCGCGCCUGCUCACUACCAGAUCACCAUCGUCUUCCAGCUCAGAGAUUUCUCUGAGACAACCCAUCAAAAUAAGGUGGUGAAGGAGUUUCCGUAGUGCUUUAUCUAACCGACUUCCCAAAGUGAACCGAAAGAAGAGGAGCCCAUCGUACCGACAUUGCGGCCUUCCAGACCCGCAAGGAAUAUUGUUGCAAUUCGCUAAAAAAUUAGUUUAAAACGCGUGCUGAUUUAUUUAAAUGGUACUUUUAUGAUUUAGAGGUGCCUAUUUGAACCUAAUUAAAAAAUAAUACUAAAUUUACGUGCUCAGAAUUUUUUCGCGUUGUUUGGUGAUUAUAGUCGAGACAUAUUCGUUACUCAACUUUGCACAGUUCUAAAUAUUGUUAUUUCUCAAUUUUAAUGGAGUUACAUAUAUAAGUAUAGUUAGUCACUAUGCAAUAAAUACUUCAAGUAAAGUAGUUUUGUAUAUUAACAAAUAGCUGUCUUCCAAUGUGUAAUAGCUUUAAAAUAGAUGUUACGGUGCUAAUCUCUCCAUAUUUAUAUAUUGGUUAUAUAUACGGUGUUUCUCUGUAAUAGCACAUUUAAAGUAAAUCCUAAAACAUUUGAAUUGUAUUAUCAUUAAGCAAUUUCACAUGUAUGCUAAAUAGACAAAGUAGAUAUGUACCUCUCGUCUCGUCGGAGUCUCGCGCGAAUGAGAAAGUAUGAGCUUGCUUCUCUGUUCACCUUCUCUAACCUUGUAGACGCGAUAUUAGCAAUAAACAAUAAUAUGAGGUAAAGUUGACCCAUACGUGCAGUGACUAGGUUAACAAUGAUAUUCAAUAGUCAUGCGACAACAUUACGACAGUCGAUAUUACAAUAUAAAAUUCUUCACGUUUUUACUAAGUUGCAUGGUUCAUAUAUAAUUUUAAUUGACUUGACGAGUCGGUAAGAACUAUUUACUGUAUUAAGGAUUCCCAGGACGUUUUAACUGCAAUAUCAAUAUCUAUGAGUAUUUGACUGCAGUGUUGGCACGGUGCUACGGUGUUUGUAAUUUUUGUAAUUCUUUAUUUCGUUUAAUAUGUAUAAUUACGUGUAAUAAUAGGUGCAAUAAUCUAUAAUACCAUAUAAAUUAAGACUGUAAUUACCACGUACCGUAUAUUUAACAAUAAAUUGAUUUUUAAGUUUUAUAUGUAAAUAGUAAAUCUAUUGAAAAUUAAAUGAU